AACCUCUUUUGUAUUGUCAUUCUUCUUUUUUUCCUUUUUCUUUUUUUUGACACUAGUCACAUCGGCCGAUGACAUGGAUGUUCAUUAAAACAAACAAUUAAGUCACCAACAAUGGUUUCCGAUCUCUCUCCUCCAUCUUCUUCCGGUUCUUCCAUCUCUCCCCAUUUGAGUUUUUUCUAGUUAAAUCCUUCUCCUCUCCCCAUUCUCUGAUUUUCAUCCAUACCAUUUGAAUUUUUCACUUUUCCGAUCUGUCUCUAUAAUUUGAGCGCUUCUCAACUUCCUUUUCCUCUCCUGUUACUCGGUUUUGUUCCUGUGUUGGAGCAUUCAUAUCAUUCAGUUUGAUUUUGGUUUGGCCAUUCUUAAGGGAUUUGGGCUGCGAAUUUGGUUUUAGUCAUAACUCUUUAUCUCAUUUGAUUGCAGUUAAAGUUUGAUCUCUGGGAAUUCGGGUAUCCAGGAUGGUGAAGCUAACAAUGAUUGCUCGUGUUACUGAUGGUCUUCCACUAGCAGAGGGACUUGAUGAUGGCCGUGAUAUUAGAGAUGUUGAAUUUUACAAACAGCAAGUCAAAGCUUUGUUUAAGAACCUCUCAAGUGGCCAAAAUGAGCCGUCAAGGAUGUCAGUUGAAACUGGACCUUACAUUUUCCACUAUAUAAUAGAAGGUCGUGUCUGUUACUUGACAAUGUGCGACCGUGCCUACCCAAAGAAACUUGCUUUUCAAUACCUUGAAGACCUCAAGAAUGAAUUUGAGCAUGUUAAUGGGGCACAAAUCGAAACUGCUGCCAGACCUUAUGCCUUCAUUAAGUUCGAUACAUUUAUACAGAAAACAAAGAAAUUGUACCAGGACACUCGUACUCAGCGGAAUAUCUCGAAGUUGAAUGAUGAACUCUAUGAAGUCCACCAGAUAAUGACUCGAAAUGUGCAGGAAGUCCUUGGCGUUGGUGAAAAGUUAGACCAGGUCAGUCAAAUGUCUAGUCGUUUAACAUCAGAAUCGCGCAUAUAUGCUGAUAAGGCUAGGGAUCUAAAUCGUCAGGCUUUAAUUCGAAAGUGGGCUCCAGUUGCCAUUGUUCUUGGUGUUGUGUUCCUCCUCUUCUGGGCUAAAAACAAGCUCUGGUAAUCUAGUUGAGCUAUUAUUUUGGAGAGGAUAAUGUUUUCACUGGGCUAUAGGACUGACGUUUGGUUUCUUGUCCAAACAUUACGACUUGGGAGUCAGGUUUGGUGCCUGACUCUGAGGCUCAUGAAUGAUUACGGGAUGUCAGUUACAAGUUCAUCUUAGUUGAUGGUUCAGGUAAUUGAAACCUGUAACUGACUUCGGAGAGGAGACCCUUAUAUCAAAUUAACUAGUAAAUUACAGUAAUAUAAUACUACAACAAUUACUAUUGUAAGUGAAUAGAAUUUUCAUUUUUGAUACAUUCUAUGGGUUAUAUUCAUUCAGUUUCAAUUUUAAUAGAACGGCUUUGGUGUGAUGACAAUUUCCAGUUAAACGGAUAUGUGGAAAGCUGUCUGAGCACAAUUACUGUAUGUUUCGAUAAGUGGUAAUAAUUCUCAGCAAUUCUUGGCA
This is a messenger RNA of Cannabis sativa, 1556 nucleotides long. RefSeq names its product 25.3 kDa vesicle transport protein SEC22-1. Gene Ontology annotation, molecular function: SNAP receptor activity. Lineage: Eukaryota; Viridiplantae; Streptophyta; Magnoliopsida; Rosales; Cannabaceae. The record is from RefSeq and is a predicted model, not a curated record. Gene Ontology annotation, biological process: endoplasmic reticulum to Golgi vesicle-mediated transport; retrograde vesicle-mediated transport, Golgi to endoplasmic reticulum; vesicle fusion with Golgi apparatus. The transcript is spliced from 7 exons. Gene Ontology annotation, cellular component: Golgi membrane; endoplasmic reticulum-Golgi intermediate compartment; endoplasmic reticulum membrane. The coding region runs from base 456 to 1112 and encodes 218 amino acids.